Messenger RNA from Callorhinchus milii (elephant shark), 675 nucleotides. RefSeq names its product mitochondrial import receptor subunit TOM20 homolog. Gene Ontology annotation, molecular function: transmembrane protein transporter activity. The record is from RefSeq and is a predicted model, not a curated record. Gene Ontology annotation, biological process: protein import into mitochondrial matrix; protein targeting; tRNA import into mitochondrion. The transcript is spliced from 5 exons. Bases 64 to 519 code for a protein of 151 amino acids. Gene Ontology annotation, cellular component: mitochondrial outer membrane translocase complex; mitochondrial outer membrane. Lineage: Eukaryota; Metazoa; Chordata; Chondrichthyes; Chimaeriformes; Callorhinchidae.
GUGCGUGCGCGGGCGGGCGGGCGGGCGUGCGGCGGCGCACGGGCUGAGCCGCGGUCCCCGGGAAUGUCGCUGGUCGGUAAAACGGGCGCCGUCGUGGCCGGAGUCGUCGGGGUGGCCCUGGUCGGGUAUUGCCUGUACUUCGACAGGAAGAGGAGGAGCGCCCCGGACUUCAAGAGAAAGUUGCGGGAAAGAAGAAGAAAACAGCGACAACAGGCUAAAGAAAAUGAUUUUGUUGGCAAGUUACCGGACAUGAAAGAUGUUGAAGCAGUACAGAAAUUCUUUCUUGAAGAAGUGCAAUUUGGAGAAGAAUUGCUGGCCAGAGGUGACUAUGAGAGAGGAGUCGACCAUUUAAGUAAUGCCGUGUCUGUAUGUGGUCAGCCCCAGCAACUGUUACAGGUCCUCCAACAAACACUACCACAGCCGGUGUUUCAAAUGCUCAUCCAAAGGUUACCUGUUGUUAGACAGCGCUUUCUUGCAGAUGUGAGUGCACAGAAUUUGGCAGAAGAUGAUGUUGAAUAAAAGAAGAGUACCUCACUGACUUCAGCUCCAACGUUUAUUCCACCAUCAUUAUAAACUCUGACCUCAAUGAUUACAGGAGACUUAGCUUUACAAAUGAAUGAAAAGUACAUGGUCCGUUUAUUUACUUUCAAAAUAAACCGCAUUUGGUCAACUGGA